CUGCUACAUGCCUUUGUAAAAAAAAAUCCCAGUAAGUGUAUGUUAAUUGGUUUGUGUGAAAUUUAUAUUGUUUACAAACUAUGCAAUAGCAGCAGCAAUAGCAGAACAGAGCAAUACAAAGCAGCAUGUUUCCAUGGUAAAACACAACACAGCACACAGGGUAACCCUUUGAUCGUUCACAUGUUAACUCCUUUCUGCCCAGUGUCAUUAGUACAGUAUCAGUGCUUUUUAUUAGCACUGAUCACUGUAUUAGUGUCACUGGGGGGAAAAGGACAUACAUUUCAACUGGGUGCAGCGUUGCAUGACAGC
Messenger RNA from Staurois parvus, 309 nucleotides. Lineage: Eukaryota; Metazoa; Chordata; Amphibia; Anura; Ranidae. The record is from the annotation of a GenBank genome assembly.